Cynocephalus volans (Philippine flying lemur) is the source of this 399-nucleotide messenger RNA. RefSeq names its product agouti signaling protein (gene ASIP). The transcript is spliced from 3 exons. Bases 1 to 399 code for a protein of 132 amino acids. The record is from RefSeq and is a predicted model, not a curated record. Gene Ontology annotation, biological process: hormone-mediated signaling pathway; positive regulation of melanin biosynthetic process; melanosome organization. Gene Ontology annotation, molecular function: neuropeptide hormone activity; melanocortin receptor binding. Lineage: Eukaryota; Metazoa; Chordata; Mammalia; Dermoptera; Cynocephalidae. Gene Ontology annotation, cellular component: extracellular region.
AUGGAUGUCACCCGCCUAUUCCUGGCUACCCUGCUGGUCUUCCUGUGCUUUCUCACUGCCUACAGCCACCUGCCACCUGAGGAGAAGCCCAGAGAUGACAUGAGUCUGAGGAGCAACUCCUCCAUAAACCUACUGGAUUCCUUUUCUAUCUCUAUCAAGGAGCUGAAAAAGAAACCCGAAAAUAUCCGCAGAAAAGAAGCAGGAAAGAAGAAGAGAUCUAAGAAGAAGGCUCCGAUGAAGAAGGUGGCGCGGCCCCGGCCCCCGCCACCCUCGCCCUGCGUGGCCACCCGUAAGAGCUGCAAGCCGCCGGCGCCCGCCUGCUGCGACCCAUGCGCCUCCUGCCAGUGCCGCUUCUUCCGCAGCGUCUGCUCCUGCCGCGUGCUCAACAGGGACUGCUGA